This is a messenger RNA of Chaetomium globosum CBS 148.51, 1176 nucleotides long. RefSeq lists its product as uncharacterized. Gene Ontology annotation, molecular function: magnesium ion binding. Bases 1 to 1176 code for a protein of 391 amino acids. NCBI's taxonomy places the organism in Eukaryota, Fungi, Ascomycota, Sordariomycetes, Sordariales, Chaetomiaceae. Gene Ontology annotation, cellular component: cytoplasm. Gene Ontology annotation, biological process: dephosphorylation; L-serine biosynthetic process. The record is from RefSeq and is a predicted model, not a curated record. The transcript has 2 exons.
AUGGCCGAGGAAGCCGGCGCCUCUCCCCGGCAGGGACGUCCCUCAAUGACCGCCGCCAUGCGCAGCAGCUCGUUUCUGAGGGAUCACCAACAGUAUCGCCCACCGCACAAGCCCGAAAAUCACUAUGGGAUUGACACUGUCGUUGAGGACCUUCAGGCGACUAGCGUCUCGCCGCGCGAGAUCACCCACUUCCGGGGGGUUCCCUCGCCUGAGCACCCUCCCACGAUUGUCGAGAGCGGCUUGAGCCACGAGUUGUCGCAUCCAGACUGCACACCGAGGCCUGGCGCCCGCACCGAAAAGCUCGUCGCAACCUUGUUUUACCGCUCCACGACUCCUCGGGCUUCGAACGCGAUCCCCUCCCCGAAAACGGCCGCUUCGCCGCAGAGAAGCCGGUCCCCCUCGCUCCGCGCCCCCUCCGACUCCGACAUCCCCCCAACUAUGGCCCCGAGCAGCAGCCUUGAUACCUACCCCCUCGAACCACCCGCGACUGAGCCUGAGCCACUCAAUCAUCUCUACGGCUCAUACGUCACGCCCAUGUGCAUCACCUCCUUCCUGCACCUGAUGACCACGUUCCCGCUCCCUGCCGGCUCAAAUGACCUCACCUCGGCGCACCGCUGCAUCAAGUUGGACGCCAGCCAAGAUCACCACCCCGUGGUCGUCGAGCUGACGGUUUCCCCCGCGCCCUCGCUGGACUACCUCUCCUUGGCCGACCUCCGUAAGCACGAGCUUAUCUACAGGUUCGAGCGCGAGUGGAACGUCGACGUGGCGCUCCGCGCCGACACCCUCUGGCGACGGUACCCGCGCCUGGUGGUAUUCGAUAUGGACAGCACUCUCAUCACGCAAGAGGUCAUCGACCUCCUGGCCGCCACCAUCAAGGACCCGCCGGACCUGGCUGCGCGCGUCGCCGACAUCACCCACCGCGCCAUGCUCGGCGAGCUCGAGUUCGAUUCGGCCUUCCGCGAGCGUGGCCGCAUCGUCGGCAAGGAGCGCAAGCGGGAGCUUCUGAUCGAGAUCGCCGAGAAGGAGGGCAUCCCCCUGGAGCAGGUGGUUGCCGUGGGUGACGGCGCCAAUGACCUGCUCAUGAUGGAAGCUGCGGGUCUGGGUGUCGCCUGGAACGCGAAAAACCCAGAGUGCAGAUGGAGGCCAGCGCGCGCAUCAACGGAGAUAGCAUGCUAG